AUGUCUACUACAUUGAUUUCAUCACUUGAUACACUACCUGUUGAACUUAUUCAUCAAAUAUUCAAUAGUCUCGAUGAACAGACAAUUAUUCUUUCACUUCGUUAUGUCUGUAAACGAUUCUAUACGAUUACAAAUGUUUAUGAUUGUUAUAAACUUAAUUUUCAAUCAAUAUUAAAAUCAAAUUUUGAUCGCAUUUGUCGAUUUAUUCAACCAGAAAAUGUGAUUUCACUGACACUUUCUGAUGAACAUACGACAACAGAUCAAAUUCAAUUAUUUUUAUCGUUAUUUCGUGUUGAACAUUUUACAAAACUUUGUUCAUUGACACUUAUUGAUAUUAAAGAACAUGAUUUAAAACAAAUUCUUCGACAUGUUACUAAUUGUAAGCUUAUUUCAUUAUCAAUUAAACAGAAAGAUACUUAUAAUCGUUCAAAAAUAACUAAUCGUCUUCUUUCAACAAUUCUUCAACAACCUAGUCUUCAAAAAUUAACAAUGAAUGUUAUAGAACAUGAUACUGAUAAAUUAUAUUGGCCAAUACAAUAUAGAAUACAAUAUUUAACAUUAUUCAAUUGUUAUUCAAAUCAUCUUUCGAUUAUUUUUCAUCAUUUUUCUUGUCUACAAAAAUUAUUUAUUAAUUAUUGUUAUUUAAUUGAUUAUGAUGGACCAAUUAUUAAAAUCUCUAAUCUUAUACCAAUGCAACAAUUAAUUUCACUUACAAUGGAAAAUUCUAGUUUUGAUAUGGAUAAAAUUGAAAUAAUUCUUUCAAAUACACCUUCAUUGAUACAUCUUCGAUUGAUUGGUGAUGUAGAUCGAUUUGAUUUUCCAUGGGAACAAUUUAUUCAAACAAAAUUAUUAAUGUUAAAUAAAUUUGAAUUUGUUUUUAAUAAGAAAGUCGAUACUGAUUAUCGUUCGAUCAAUGGUCAACAAUUGAUAGCUUCAUUUCAAACAGUAUUUUGGCUUGAAAUCAAACAUUGGUUUGUUAAAUGUGAACUUAUUCGACAUGCAUCACCUGAUUUUCGAUAUCUAGAUAAUGAAAUACGACUCUAUUCAAUACCUUAUAUUGGUCGUCAUUUUGAAUAUCAUCUAAAUUCGAAUAUAAUUACAUUUUCGACUUUAACUGAAAUGAAUAAUGAUACAACAAUGAUGCAUCAUGUACAAAGUGUUCGUUUAGAAACAAAAGAACUAAUGACUGCAAUUACCGAAAAACAGAAUAUGCCAUCUAUAACACGAUUAUUUCAUCAAGCAUCUGAUCUCGAUAUUCGAAUUGAUGGCACUUGGUCAAUUGAUUGUGUUCAUCUGAUCUCGACACUAAUCGAUUUGUCACAACUUAGAAAGCUCAAAUUGAUUGAUAAAUUUGAUGAAGAUUCUUCUCAAAUCAUGACGACAAAUUACUUAAAAAUAUUCGAGCAAGCAUACAAUGUUCGUUCACUCAUUAUUAUUAUUCCUUGGCUUACUAAGACUGAUACCAAGAUCACAAAUCAGUUAUGCUCCAUGAUUCCUAGUCAUAUUGCACAUCUGAAAAUUGAUGUUAGAUCAAUGAAGGAUAUGAAAAUCGUACUCGAACGUGUUGAUCAUUUGUCAAGUGUUACAUUUCGAUUUUUCAAUAGUAAAUCUACUCGGCAAACAAAAAUCAUUGAAUGGAUUUCAGAUCGAAGAGAUUUAACAUAUUGUAAAGAAUCUGAUGAACUACGUAUAUGGCUUGGUAUGAAAAAAACGAAUGUGCCACAAUGA
Messenger RNA from Rotaria sordida, 1728 nucleotides. NCBI's taxonomy places the organism in Eukaryota, Metazoa, Rotifera, Eurotatoria, Philodinida, Philodinidae. The record is from the annotation of a GenBank genome assembly.